AUGAUUUGGAGUGAAUUCAUCCAUCGAGUAAUCUUCUUUUCUCUUAUUGGGCUUGGAAUCUUAGGAAACAUCCUUAUAUUUGUGAGACAUGUACAUACAUUUAUCAUGGGCUCUGAGAAAAAGCCUGUGGACCUUAUCUUCAUUCAGCUGGCGUUUUCAAACAUAAUCAUUAUCUGUACUUCAGGGGUCAGGUAUAUAGUCACAGAACUUGAGGUCAAAAAUGUUGUGGGCGAUGCAAGCUGUAAAACUGUGGUUUAUAUGGGAAGGGUGGCCCGGGGCCUCUCCAUCUGUACUACAUGUCUCCUCAGCAUGGUCCAGGCUGUCACCAUCAGUCCUAGAACUUCCUUGUGGAGAAAGCUCAAACCACAGACAAUGUGGCAAGUUCUUCCCUGUCUCCUCCUCCUUUGGAUCUUUAAUGUUCUCAUAAGCUCCAAUUUGCUUCAUCUUAUCACAGCAGGCAGCAGUUUGAAUAGAUCUAGAGCUGGUGUGCAUGACAUGUAUUGUUAUAUGCUGCCAUCUAGGUACAUAGUUAAGUGGUUUUUCCUCUCUCUCAUGGCUCUUCGUGAUGUCAUCUUUCAGAGUCUCAUGGGCUGGAGCAGUGGGUACAUGGCUGUCCACCUGUAUAAACAUCACAAGAGUGUUCUCUACCUUCACAGCUCCAGGUUUGCAAAUAGUGCCAGUCCAGAAAUCAGAGCAACAUGGAGUGUUCUCAUUCUUAUGACCUGUUUCCUCUUCUAUUACUUGGGGGACUUCAUUUUAUCCUUCUAUGUUGGUUCUGUCUUGACUCUUGACUCCAUGAUACUAAGUAUUAAAAUAUUUCUAGUAAUUGGCUAUGCUGCUCUAAGCCCCUUUGUCCUGCUAAUAAAGGAUUUCCAUCUGAUUAGUUGCUGA
Mastomys coucha (southern multimammate mouse) is the source of this 891-nucleotide messenger RNA. RefSeq names its product putative vomeronasal receptor-like protein 4. Gene Ontology annotation, cellular component: membrane. Gene Ontology annotation, molecular function: pheromone receptor activity. The coding region runs from base 1 to 891 and encodes 296 amino acids. The record is from RefSeq and is a predicted model, not a curated record. The transcript has a single exon. Gene Ontology annotation, biological process: G protein-coupled receptor signaling pathway. Lineage: Eukaryota; Metazoa; Chordata; Mammalia; Rodentia; Muridae.